AUGAAAAUCUCCGCCGGAAACGUGCCCGUCUACACCAUCAGCGGCAGCGAGGCCCGUCCUCUGCCCGAAUGGCUGAUUCGCAAGCGCAAACGCAGUUUGAAAAACGACCCUGAGUUCGCCAAUCGUGUGGAUUUGCUGCAGGAUUUUGAGUUUGAAGAGGCCAGCCAGUGUGUGCGUGUCAGCGAGGAUGGCGACUGGGUCAUGAGCACUGGAACAUACAAGCCCCAGAUACACGUUCACUACCUCCCCCACCUGUCGCUGUCCUUUGCACGCCACACCAAUACUCUGAACCAAACCUUCCACCUGCUCUCAUCCGAUGCGACCAAGAGCGUCCAUCUGCAGCAGGAUCGGUGCAUCGAGUUCCAUACCGGCGGAGGCCUCCACUACGCCAGCCGCAUACCUCGCUAUGGCCGCGACCUUAUAUACGACCGCCGAUCCGCCGAGUGUCUAGUGCCAUCCGUUGGCGUUAACGCUGAAGGGAUGGGAGAGUGCUUCCGGCUGAACCUCGAAGUUGGGCGCUUUAUGCGUAGUUAUGAGGUUGAUGUGGGCGGCAGCGACGACCUAGCUGCGGGUGGACUGCAGGGCGGCAUCGACGCUGGCGCCGUCAACACGGGCGCUAUUGCAGAGCAGACGCACGGCCUGCUGGCACUGGGCACCUCACUGGGUACUGUCGAGUACUUUGAUUCGCGCACCCGCACUCGAGUCGGUAUCUUGUCAUCUCCCAAGGAUUCGUUCGAGGGCCGCUCGGAGACGACCGCCCUUGCGUUUUCCCCGAAUGGCCUGGAAAUGGCCGUCGGAGAUUCCAACGGCAUAACACACCUCUACGACCUGCGAUCUCCCAAGCCACUGCUUAGAAAGGACCAAGGAUAUGGUUUCGCCAUAAAAAAUAUCAUAUACCUCGAUGGCGCACAGACGCCCGAGCCAAAGAUACUCACUGCCGACCAGCGCGUCAUCAAGAUUUGGAAUGCAAAGGACGGCACUCCAUGGACCUCUGUACAGCCAUCCGUUGACUUGAACCACGUCGAGUGGGUACCCAAGACUGGCAUGCUGCUGACUGCAAACGAGGGAAGGCAACAACACUCCUUCUUCAUCCCACAACUAGGCCCAGCGCCAAGAUGGUGUCAUUUCCUGGACAAUAUCGUGGAAGAAAUGGCCGAAGACCCCAACGACCCCAACGCUUUUGGCAAGGGCGCCGUAGGAGACGUGUACGACAACUUCAAGUUCUUGACCAUGGAUCAACUAAAACAACUGUCCCUCGAUCACCUCGUCGGAACCACCAGUCUCCUCCGUCCGUACAUGCACGGUUUCUUCGUUGCCCAGAAGCUGUACGAAGAAGCACGGCUCAUCUCGAACCCAGAUCUCUGGCAAGAACAGCGCGCCAAGAGCAUCGCCGAGAAGAUCAACAAGGAGCGCGAAAGCAGGAUUCGCGGCAGCAAAAAGGUGGCCGUCAAGGUCAACCGCAAGCUUGCCGAGAAGAUGCUCGAGAAGCAGGAAGAGCAAGAACGCAGGCGCGCCAAGCGCGUCCUCAAGAAUGGCGGCGACGACGACAUGCUCCAGUCCGCGCCCGCCGUCCAAGAAGACGGCACCCAACCCGCUGCCAGCGGUGGUGUCCUCAACGACCCGCGUUUCGCAAAGAUGUUCGAAGACCCCGAAUUCGAAAUCGACGAGCAAACCCGCGAGUUCCAGCAACUCAACCCCAGCACAAAGAUCCCCAAGGGCCUCACUGCCGCCGAGCAAGAGGAGCUCGAAUCCAAAAAGGGUUCUUCCGACGAAGACUCCUCCUCCGACGGUGAUGACGAUUCCGAGGCUGACCAAGUCCGAAAACCAAAGAAGCAACAAGACACACGCAUCUCAUCUAGCUCCUACAAAAAAUCAGGUCACCGCUCCCAACGCGGCCCGGAAAUGCACGUCUCAUCUUCCCACAACAAUAACAACUCCAAUAACCACCGCUCCUCUGCCUCGGCAAAAGAUAAAACAUUCGGCUCCCGCGUCUCGAAACUCAAACCCUCGAAACAUGCCACUUCUGCCUCGUCGUCCCGAUCAAAUACCACAGUGGUGGGCGAGCGCGAAAUCACUUUUGCGCCUGAGCGGAAACAAAGAAAGAGGUCGGGUCAUGAUGGUGAAGAAGGGGGAGGUGGUGGUCAGCGCCAUGAUCGAAGGAGAGACGGACAGAGGAGAAAUGCUAGUGGGAAUGUGUUUAGGAAUAUGUAA
Molecule: messenger RNA, 2211 nt
Organism: Bipolaris oryzae ATCC 44560
Lineage: Eukaryota; Fungi; Ascomycota; Dothideomycetes; Pleosporales; Pleosporaceae
Exons: 2
Coding region: 1-2211 (736 amino acids)
Biological process (GO): maturation of SSU-rRNA from tricistronic rRNA transcript (SSU-rRNA, 5.8S rRNA, LSU-rRNA)
Cellular component (GO): 90S preribosome; nucleus; nucleolus
Molecular function (GO): protein binding
Source: RefSeq, a predicted model, not a curated record